Messenger RNA from Hansenula anomala, 1065 nucleotides. RefSeq names its product fatty acid elongase ELO2 (gene ELO2). Gene Ontology annotation, cellular component: endoplasmic reticulum membrane. Gene Ontology annotation, molecular function: fatty acid elongase activity. Gene Ontology annotation, biological process: fatty acid elongation, polyunsaturated fatty acid; fatty acid elongation, monounsaturated fatty acid; fatty acid elongation, saturated fatty acid. The record is from RefSeq and is a predicted model, not a curated record. Bases 1 to 1065 code for a protein of 354 amino acids. The transcript has a single exon. NCBI's taxonomy places the organism in Eukaryota, Fungi, Ascomycota, Saccharomycetes, Phaffomycetales, Wickerhamomycetaceae.
AUGUCAGAAACAUCUCUAGACUUCCAGUUCCCAUCCAUUGAUAGGCCAUUUGGUGUCAGCUUAUGGUCUUAUUUUGACUUAUUUGCUUCAACUGUUACUCAAGGUCGUUUUGUUCCAUCAACUUUUAAAUUCGUUGAAGGUGAAACCUUACUAUCAACUUUCCCACCAGUUGCUAUUACCAUUGCUUUGUAUUAUAUUAUCAUAUUUGGUGGUCAAGCAAUUUUCAGAAAAUUUGACUUACAACCAUGGAAAUUGAAUUUUUUGUUUCAAUUGCAUAAUAUUUCAUUGACUUUAAUUUCAUUCACUUUGUUAUCUUUGAUGGUUGAACAGUUGGUUCCAAUCUUGUACCAUCAUGGUUUAUUUUAUGCUAUCUGUAAUAGAAAUGCUUGGACUCAACAAUUGGUUACUUUAUACUUCUUAAAUUAUUUGACUAAAUAUUUGGAAUUUGUUGAUACUUUAUUCCUUGUUGUCAAAAGAAAGAAGAUCAUCUUCUUACACAGUUACCACCACGGUGCAACUGCUUUGUUAUGUUAUACCCAAUUAAUUGGUGUCACUUCUAUCAGUUGGGUUGUUAUCUCAUUAAACUUAGGUGUCCAUGUUGUUAUGUAUUUCUACUACUUCUUAGCUGCUAGAGGUAUUAGAGUUUGGUGGAAACAAUGGAUCACAAACUUUCAAAUCAUUCAAUUCGUUUUUGAUUUGAUCUUUAUUUAUUACGCCGCUUUCAUCAAGGUUAGAAAUGAUUUUGGUUUCUUCGGUUGUGCUGAACAUACUUGUAUUGAUUGUGUUGGUACCACUUUAGCUACAUGGGCUGGUCUUUCAAUCAUUUCUUCCUACUUAUUAUUAUUCAUCUUAUUCUACAUUGAUAUUUACAUCAAAAAGGGUAAGAAGGCUAAAGUUGUCAGAAGAGUUGGUGGAUUUGGUAACAAAGUUAAUGAAUAUGUUAGUAUUGAUUUGAAGAACGUGGCAACUCCAUCCCCAUCUCCAGCUCCAACCAAUAGAAGACGUGAUUCACCACCAGCUUCAAGCAGAUUAAGAGAGUCUACUGUCAGAAGAAGAAAAGCUUAA